Messenger RNA from Larimichthys crocea (large yellow croaker), 6025 nucleotides. Its product is annotated as poly [ADP-ribose] polymerase 14. The transcript is spliced from 23 exons. The record is from RefSeq and is a predicted model, not a curated record. Gene Ontology annotation, cellular component: cytoplasm; nucleus. The coding region runs from base 88 to 5769 and encodes 1893 amino acids. Gene Ontology annotation, molecular function: transcription corepressor activity; NAD+ poly-ADP-ribosyltransferase activity. NCBI's taxonomy places the organism in Eukaryota, Metazoa, Chordata, Actinopteri, Sciaenidae. Gene Ontology annotation, biological process: negative regulation of gene expression; protein poly-ADP-ribosylation.
ACGAAAGUGAAAGUAUCCUGAAGCCUGCGCACACUCCGCUCCUUCGUGUCAGUCUGUCGGUGUGCUGGUACCGGACGGGACGGCAGUAUGGCUGAAGCCGAGUGUUCUCCGGUGACCGUGGAGGGGGACUGGAGUCCAUCUCAGAAUAAAACCGCGAAGAACAAACUGCAACUUUACUUCCAGAGCAAGAAGAAGUCCAGCGGGGGAGACUGCCGAGUGGAGGCCGAGGACGGAGCUCCGAGAGCGGCUGUGUACUUCAGAUCAGAGGAGGUGAGAGCGAGAGUCCUCGCCAGGCAAAACCAUGAAAUCAUCCUGGAGAAUAAAACUAUCAAGUUACGUCUGAAUUCUGCAUCAACUCCACCGGGCAGCGACGUCCCAGAUUCAUCGACAGAUUCAAAGACUCCGAAGUCGAAACCUGAGCCUGGAAAUGGAGCCUCUGCAGAGAAAGAAGACGAGUCGGAGUCCGUUCAGGGCCUCGCUGUGCUGUUGGACAACGUUGCAGAGGACAUGUCCAGAGAUCUGUUGUCCAUGCUGGUGGAGAACAUCUCAAGUUUGGACGAGAGCAGCUACAGUCUGGAGAUCAUCUGGGAGAUCAACAGAGCCGUGAUCACCUUCGACAGCCCAGCAGAUGUGGAGAAGUUCCUCACUGUGAGUCAGUCCAGCCAGAAGCUGCAGAGACACGGACUGACCGCUCGACUGCUGGAGGCAGCAAAGAGCGUCCGAGUGGAGAGUCUUCCUCCGACUGUGGUCAAAGACAUGUUGGAGCUGUACUUUGAGAAGAACUGGGCUCUGCCGGACAGUAUCGUCAUGAUCCCAGAUGAACAGGCUGCCAUCGUAACUUUCAGUGACCCCAAAGUUGUGAAAACCAUUUGCAUUAAAGAAGACUAUGUGAUGCGGUCCAUUGCUAUCAAGGUGUAUCCGUACUACGAGGCCCUGGGCGCCGCCUUGUACGGCAAAGAACGACCAUCAUGGAAGCUGCCCAAGCCCUUCACAGAGAAAGUUCACCAUGUUAUCUGGAAAUUCCUUCUGAUGAAGAAACUGUUGAAAACCAUCAACAGUCAGAUGAGGCCGUACUUCUGCAGUGUGGACUUGGAUAACCCAGAGGUGAAACUAAGCCCCCUUCCGAGCCUUUUGAGGCAGAAAGGUCUCACUGCAAAACAAAUAGACAUGUGGAUGAGUACCGCCCAAGAGGCCUUCCGUCGGCAAAUGUCUCAGUACACAGCCUUCGAAUGUUCAGUAAAUGCACCUGCAUGGAAAGCUGCAGAGAAAGAAGUCCGUUCGGUCGUCAAGGAAGACGCCCACCUGGUGCUGGAUACAUCCAGGGGUGUUUUGACUGUGGCCGGCCAAGCUGACGAUAUAAAACAAAUCAGGGCUCGUGUGGAGAAUAUCGUUCUCAAAGCCAUGAGUCAGAUUGAACGGCAGACAAAUGGUGUCUCUGAGGUAAUGCUUUUGUCCCCUGCAAUGUUCUACAUCCUGAAGCAGGAAGGGUUCGAGAAAGCUGCACAGGACAUUUCUCCUGACAUGAAAGUCUCCUACGAUGGAGGCACCCAGAAUUUAACCAUCACAGGACUGACUGGGGAGGUUUUCAAGACAAAAUCUUGGAUCUUGGAGAAAAAUGUGGGGAUGAGUAAAAAACGGGUAGAUGUCCCUCAACAUCUUUUAAACUUUCUCAAGUCAGUGGAUCCCAUGGACAUGUCUCAGUGUCUGUUCACAUCCAAGGGCAUCAGUGCCAUCUACAGCAUUGAGAGCAAAGGGGUUUUGCUGUUAGGGAGUUCUGACAGUGUCCUUGCUGAUGCAGAGAGUAAGAUGAAGGCAGUUUUGUCUGUGCAGACUCUAGAUGUAGAGGACCAGGAAGUAAUGAAACUUAAGGACUGGCAGGUCCUGAACCAACAGCUGUUAGACACCUACAACUCCUCUAAGAAUAAAACGGUAGCCAUUCAGAUCCACCCAGAGAGAAGAGACAGAAUAACAGUGGCCGGCUUCCAGGAUCCAGUGAAAGAAGUCAGCCGCAAUCUGAAGGAAUUUAUUGUAAACUACUCACAAGUUAAUGAAACCCUUCGUGUCAAGUCCUGUGCUGUUGUUCAGUUUAUUGACAAGAAAAAAACACAAGAUUGGACCAUUAUUGCCAAAACCAAUGAUGUGACAGUCCGUUUUGAUGAAGAGAGGCCGAAAAUUCACUUCGCUGGGGCUCGUCUCCACGUCCAGAAAGUUAAAUCCUGCUUCCAGGAACUGACUGGUGCUCUCUCUACUGACAACUUAAUUGUGGACAAGCCUGGGGCUAAGAAGUACUUCAUCACUCAAGGAAGCAUGUUUCUGUCUACAAUAAUGUCAGAGCUGAGCUGUGUGGUGGUGCUGUGUCCAGAGAAUGAAGAGGAAGAGGAGGAAGAGGACUAUGAGGUAGUAAAUGGCGAUUGUUAUUGCAAAGUGAAAACUGCCAAUGAAGUCUUGGUUUCAGUUAGCAAGGCAGACAUCUGUAGCUUUAGUGUUGACGCGGUGGUCAAUGCAGCUAAUGAGGAUUUGCAGCACAUUGGUGGUCUGGCUUUCGCGCUGCUCCAGGCUGCAGGACCAGAGCUGCAGAAAAUCAGCAACGACUACACUGCCAAAUUUGGAAAGCUGCGCGCAGGUGACGCCAUUGUAACAGGUGCAUGUAACCUACCUUGCAAGUACGUCGUACAUGCCGUCGGUCCCCGGUUCUCUGACUAUGACAAGAAGACAUCAGUGUCACGUCUGAAACUUGCUGUGAAAGAAAGUCUGAGACAAGCAGAAACAGUAAACUGCUCCACCAUUGCACUGCCAGCCAUCAGCUCAGGCGUGUUUGGAUUUCCUGUUGACCUCUGUGCUGACACCAUAGCUCAGGCAGUGCGGGAGUAUUGCGACAGUCCUGGAAGUCUGAAAUCGUUGACUGAGAUUCACAUGGUGGACAAUAAUGAUAACACAGUGAGAGUUCUGGCCACAGCUGUCAACAGAGAGUUCUCCGAUCUCGGACCUACAAUGACAGUACCACAGAAGGCGAGAGGAAAAGGCGCUACAGGUGGAUUUCAUAGAGGCAGAGGCAGAGGUAGAGGAGGAGGUGGAGGUGGAGGUGGAGGUGGAGGUCAGAGCCAGUCGCCCAGGGGCCGUCGGUUUGGUGAAAGAGGAGGACGAGGAGGACGAGGAGGAGGAGCCGAGGGGACAGGAGCUGGAUUUCAGGGAGGUCGACCUGAUGGCAGGGGAGGUCAUAGCCCCAGGGAACACGCCAGGCAUGGAGGGCAUGGAGGGGAAGCUUCUUCAUCUACUUUUCCUUCUUGGCAGGGGAGGAUGCAGCAGACCACCUCUGAGGGUCUGAAGAUCGUUCUCUGUAAGGGAAACAUUCAAGACCAGAUGACGGACGUCAUCGUCAACACCAUCGCAGAGAACAUGAACCUGAAGCAGGGAGCUGUUUCCACAGCGAUCCUGCAGGCAGCCGGGCACAGCCUGCAGUCAGCUGUUCUGUCUGAAGCCCCGUCGGCCUCGCUGCAGUACGGCGACGUCGUCGUCACAGACGGUUUCAACCUCAAGUGUCAGAAGGUCUUUCAUGCUGUUUGCCCUGGUUGGGACAAUGAAGGCGGCCAGGCAGAGGAGGACUUAAAAUCCAUCAUCAGAUUUUGUCUGAAGGAGGCUGAGAAGCAACGGAUGACGUCGCUGUCCUUCCCGGCCAUCGGCACAGGAAACCUGAGCUUCCCCAGAAGCGUGGUGUCCAGAGUCCUGCUGCAGGAGAUCCACUCAUACAGCAGCAUCAGGACUCCUCAACAUCUGAGGGAGGUGGACAUCGUCGUUCAUCCGAGUGACAGCCAAACUGUAGAUUGUUUCACCAGAGAGUUCAAAGGUCAGACUGGUCAGAGAAACAUCAGACAUGACGCACAGGAAUUCAAUGAGUCACCAGCUGGCCAAUCAUUGAGCCAAUCACAGCAGUCCUCAGCCUCCUUUGGUCAGGUGUUGUCCCCCUCCCUCGGUGUGUAUCGGAUGCAGAUGGGUCAGCUGAUCCUCGAGGUGUCGUCUGGAGACAUCACCAAGGAAGCCUGUGAUGUCAUUAUCAACUCCUCCAAUCCAGAAUUUACCCUUAAAUCAGGAGUGUCCAAGGCGAUCUUAGACAGCGCUGGAGCGACAGUUGAGCUGGAGUGCUCAAAUAUCGUGAAUUCUCCGGGUUACCAGCCUCGUCCCAUGAUCCUGACGUCGGCUGGGAUGCUGCCCAGCAGACAGAUUCUCCACAUCGUCGGGCUGAACGAUCCUACAAGGAUCAAGGACAUGGUUUACUCCGUGCUGAAGUUUUGUGAGGAGAACAAGUUGAAGUCUGUCGCCUUCCCAGCCCUGGGAACAGGUCAGGGAGGGGCCAGCCCGUCGGCGGUGGCGGACGCCAUGGUGGAAGCAGUGGUGGAGUUUGUGAGGAAAAAACAUCCGAAGUUUGUUGGCAGCGUGAAGAUCCUGAUCUUCCAGACCGGCAUGAUGAAGGAGUUUCACAAGAGUAUGAAGAAGAAAGAGGGACAGGAAGUGGAGGAGAAGAGCAUCCUCGGCAAGAUCAAAGAUUCUUUUCAGAGCGUCGCUCAGUUUUUCACAGGCUCUGUGGACGAGCGAAGUGACGCCUUGGUUCUUGAGCGGGAAGAGUUUGAGCCCACAGUGUUCCAGCUGUGUGCCGACAACGAAAAGGCUGUGAGUCAGGCGAAAAAAAGGAUUAAGGAGCUGAUUGUGGCCGAGCAGGCGCAGAGAACCAUCACAGACCAGUUCAUCAAUCAUCUGUCGCAGGCUGACAUGGACGAGCUGAGGGCCCUGCAGAGGAAUCUGACAGUUAGCAUCCGUCUGGACAAAGGGAUGGAGGACCAGGAGCCCAAAAUUCACAUUGAGGGUCUGACCAGAGAUGUCUAUACUGCUGAGUCUGCUGUCAGGGACAUCAUCCGGAAGGUGGAGAGGACGGAGAACUUGAGGAACAAGGCCUUGCUGAUGAGUGGACUGAUAGAAUGGCAGUAUCAGCACCACACCGGGAAGAUGGUGGCCUUCGACAUGUACACCAACCUCACCCUGGAGGAGGCUCUGGAGAGAAAACAAAACGUGAAGAUCAAGAUCAACAACGAGACCUACGACGUUGAUGUAAAGCUUAAAAAAGCAGAAUCAGCUAACGGGCGCAAAAUGUUGGAGCUCCUGAGAAAAGAUUGGAAAAAUGAUGUCGCCCUCCCGUCACAUUGGGAUGACAUGAAAGGUGACCUCCUCAAGCUGAUUCCUCUGACUGCGGGAUCCAAAGAAUACAAAGACGUGGAGACAGAACUGACAAACAAGAAUCUUCAUGCAAACAUCAUCAGUAUUGACCGGGUCCAAAAUCCGACACUGUGGCAGAGCUAUGAGCUGAUGAAGAAACAGCUGGAGGCAAAGAACAAACGCACGAACAAUGAAAGGCGACUCUUCCACGGCACCGGGGCCAAAUCCAUCGAUCUCAUCAACAAUCAAGGCUUCAACCGCAGCUACGCAGGAACACAUGCUGCGAUGCAUGGCAAUGGCUCUUACUUUGCUGUGGACCCUAAUUACUCGGCGCAGGGCUACGCCCAGCCUGACGGCAAAGGACACAAGCGCAUGUACCUCGCCAGAGUCCUGGUCGGAGAGUUCACUAACGGAAGACAAGGCAUGAUCGCCCCUCCAUCCAAGAGCUCUGUGAACGCUGCAGACCUGUAUGACAGCGUUGUUGACAACAGUGCAAACCCAACCAUGUUUAUCAUCUUCAGUGACAUCCAGGCGUAUCCAGAAUACCUGAUCACAUUUACUUGAACUGCUGCGAUCCCUAUGUGCAACAGUCCAAGUCCAGUCUGAAAAAAAUUUCCUUCAUUUGACAUUUGUUCAAUUGUUUUUUUGUUGGUUUGGAAAAUAUAAUCUGAAAUACUGUUAAUUAAAAAACUGCAAGAGUUUUAAGAAAUUCACUUCAGCUGUUUUAUUAAGAAUCAAAUGAGAUUCCAAGAUUACUCUUCUCUAAGUAUUGUAAAUGACAGGUGCAGUCAAACAAUUUAAUAAACCUUCUCAUCUGGUA